CGCUUGCUUCUGAUCUACAUCUAUAGCUUCGAAGGCUCGAAAGCCAGUUUCUCAGACUUCCCAGCCCAUGUGCACACCGCCCUGACUGAUCUCUUGAGCGAGUCACACCUGAUCUACACUCGAGUCUAUCCUCGAUACAAAUCUCGCGGCGAGCUACGCACGGCCGUUGAGAAUUUCAGUGAAUGGUUGUCACCACACGUAGCUGAUGAGCUCGACGUGAUCCUACUGGGCCAUAGCCUCGGGGGCAUUCUCGCAGCCGAUGUUGCGCUUCUACCCAGCCCUUUCCCCUCACAAUCAUCACAUCGCAUUCUCGGGCUGGUCAACUUUGACGUUCCAUUCCUAGGGCUUCAUCCACAUGUGAUUCCGACAGGGCUUCGCGGGCUGUGGCAGCCUAAACAACCAGACACAGCGGCAGCCGAAACUGGCCAGCAAGAUGCUACCCUGAGCGAUAUCGAUCUAUGUGCCGCAACGGCCGCCGCAUCAGCGGGGCCGCGAUUUGACCCGCCAUUCGCCAAUGACGUGCAUCUUGUGGAGCGAGAUCGUAUCGAUGGCAUGCUUCACUUCGUCCACAAAAACCAUCACGAUCUGCCACGGUCGAUCUACAAGCGCUUGGUGUCCCCAUAUCGAUUCGCUGGCUGCUUGAACAACUAUAGGCAAUUGCGUCGACGGUAUCGCCAGCUGAUGGCGUUGGAAAUGGAGGAGAGCCCGCGUCGAGUUCGCUGGAUCAAUUAUUACACCCAGAGCACAGCAACCACCAGAACAAGCCCCCGGGGAACCGUGAUGCAGACGUGGAGUAUACUCUCGGAAGAGCAAUCGUUGGUAGUGCCCGCAGACAAUCUGGAACUCAACACAUCUUCCUCCAGUCUGGCAGAAUCGGAGGAUCAUGAUGACGUGGAGGAUGGAAGGGUGCCCUCGACGAAGGAAAUUAGUAUGGCUGCCUCCGACGACUCACCCAACAUUACUCUAGAAAAUACUCACAUUCAACGUAACAACGUUACCCCGGCUAGGAAGGAGAGAUGUAGCGGCAAGCCACGCAAAUUCGUACUUUUGCCGUCACACCAUUGGAAGCACGGAGACGAUUCACUCUGGAUCCCGGUGCCGAUGGAGCAUAUGGAUGAAGUAACGGCACACCAGUCAAUGUUUUUAUCUAACAGCGGGCAAUAUGAUCGGCUGGUUGGUGAAGUUGUAUCGCAGGUUCAAAGUUGGAUCCAGGAUGAUCUUAGUGAGAGGGCAGUUGCAGACCGGAAACCUGGAUGCUGA
This is a messenger RNA of Aspergillus brunneoviolaceus CBS 621.78, 1260 nucleotides long. RefSeq lists its product as uncharacterized. The annotation marks the transcript as partial. The record is from RefSeq and is a predicted model, not a curated record. The transcript has 3 exons. NCBI's taxonomy places the organism in Eukaryota, Fungi, Ascomycota, Eurotiomycetes, Eurotiales, Aspergillaceae.